CCGCUAAAUUGUUUCAAUACAUUACUAGGAUAAGGAAGAACCUUCAGCAAGUAGGUUUCGUUUAAGUACGCAACGAUGCGAUCGAUUUUUCUUAUCACCCUACUGGUGGUGAUUACCGUAGCAUUCGCUACCGUUCCACGCAGAACACGGAAUGCUCAAGCCAGCCGGCAGCUUGCGGCACAACUAUUUACCCGGCAAUUCGCGGGAGCAAGGAAACAAGCAUCGGCAAGUUCCGGUUUCGACUCAAGCUCACGACAAGUUUCCGAACACUUCUUUACCACAAGCGUCGAUCACUUUAACGCUCAAAAUACCGAACAAUGGACGUUGCGCUAUUUUGCUUCAACCGAUAACUACCGGCAAGGUGGUCCCAUUUUGAUUUUUCUUGGAGGGCUCAAUCCAAUCAUACCAGAGUUGAUUGGCGAGACAACGCUGAUUCACGAAAUGGCACGGGAGUGGAACGGUGCGCUGUUUGCCUUUGAAUCACGGUUCUACGGACAAAGUCGACUCACUGAAGAUGUGAGCACCGAAAAUCUUCGUCUGCUGAGUACUGAUCAAAUAUUGGCAGAUUUAGCUGCAUUCGUGACUUACGUGAAGCGCGAGCAUAUCGGAGACGAAACAGCUAGGGUCUUAGUUGCCGGUAAUGAAUUAGGCGGAGCGUUGGCUGCCUGGUUCCGGGUUCGGUAUCCUCAUCUAGGACAUGCUGCGUGGGCUUCCAGUGCCUAUAUGCAUGCUGUGCUUAAUUUCCAAGACUUCUCAGAGGCCUGGGCAGAGGCGUUGAUCGAACAUGGCAGUCAGGAGUGCUACAACGAGAUCUUCGUGGCAUUCCAUGUUUUGCAGAACAUGAUAGAUUUGGGACGUGCCGAUUUGAUUUACGAGAAGUUCAACAUAUGCACACCAAUAGAUCCCGAAAAUACGCGUCAAGUUCAAUAUUUCUUCAGUGUUCUGAUGGCAACGGUUGAAAUGGUCACUAUUUACAGCAGAAAUGUGACUGGUUUUGCUCAAGUCUGCCAAGAUAUAACUGGAACUGAUGCGGAAACUGCUGUGGAUGCAUUUGCGAGUUGGUUCAACACAGUAUAUCCUGAGGAUAGCGUUUGUGCAGGCACAGAUAUAGCAGAGGUUAUCGAAUGGCUCAAAGAAACUGAUUGGGAUUUUCAGUAUAAUGCAUACGGUCUCCGUCAAGCGCUCUAUCAAGAGUGUACCGAGUUUGGUUUUUUCGUCACAACGGAUUCACCUUCCCAGCCAUUCGGCGACCGAGUAACGCUUGAUUUUUACAUUGAUACGUGCCGUGAAGUAUUUGGCGAAUGGAUUACUGAGGAAUCGAUCCAGCGAGGCAUUGAUCGUGCAAAUAACCGAUUUGGCGGAGAUAAUCCUGGCUCUAGUUUCACACACUUCACCAACGGUGAUGCUGAUCCGUGGAGAAUGAUAAGCAUCACCCGUAAUCUUACACUCGAUGCGCGAGCCGAUGUAAUUCGCAAUCAGUUGGGAAACUCGGAUCUACCCGCCAUGUCACCGGAUGAUCCGGCAGAUCUGCAAGAGGUCAAGCAACGUUUGAAGCUUAAACUUGCCAGUUAUCUAUUUCCUUUGACUCCGUUGGAGAGUCCGUCAGGUGAUCGCUCGUAAAACAAUUGGAGAAGUCGUCUGUACGAUGAAAUUUUAAAUCUUUUUUGGUGUUUGAGAAAAAUAAAACUGUUCUACUG
This is a messenger RNA of Wyeomyia smithii (pitcher-plant mosquito), 1697 nucleotides long. RefSeq names its product thymus-specific serine protease-like. Lineage: Eukaryota; Metazoa; Arthropoda; Insecta; Diptera; Culicidae. Bases 76 to 1620 code for a protein of 514 amino acids. Gene Ontology annotation, biological process: proteolysis. The transcript is spliced from 4 exons. Gene Ontology annotation, molecular function: serine-type exopeptidase activity; dipeptidyl-peptidase activity. The record is from RefSeq and is a predicted model, not a curated record.